Molecule: messenger RNA, 189 nt
Organism: Colletotrichum truncatum
Lineage: Eukaryota; Fungi; Ascomycota; Sordariomycetes; Glomerellales; Glomerellaceae
Source: RefSeq, a predicted model, not a curated record
AUGCUCCAGCACUCUCUGGUGCCACGUCCGCUCGUUACCUCUCUGGGUCGUCGUUCUCGUCGUCCUCCUUUUCGGCGUAAUCCGCCAGCUCGUCCUCCCUUCCCGACGGCCAGCCGCUGCCGUCGCGGACAAGAAAAGAACGCCCUCUCCGCGACCCCGAGUGAAGUCCACUUCCUAGAAGGGGUGUGA